Messenger RNA from Erpetoichthys calabaricus (reedfish), 3611 nucleotides. RefSeq names its product interleukin-6 receptor subunit beta-like. The record is from RefSeq and is a predicted model, not a curated record. Gene Ontology annotation, biological process: cytokine-mediated signaling pathway. The transcript is spliced from 16 exons. The coding region runs from base 158 to 2887 and encodes 909 amino acids. Gene Ontology annotation, cellular component: external side of plasma membrane; signaling receptor complex. NCBI's taxonomy places the organism in Eukaryota, Metazoa, Chordata, Cladistia, Polypteriformes, Polypteridae. Gene Ontology annotation, molecular function: cytokine receptor activity; cytokine binding.
CUAGAGUCUAGACACUCGGCGACAAGCAUAGGGUGGGUUGUGUGCAAUCAGCACGUUGUUAUUCUUUCAUGGAUUAAAGUAGGAAGGCGCAUUGGAAAUGCACACGCUGGAAGGAUUUCAAACAUACACGUAUACAGAAUAAGGGUUCUGGAACAAGAUGGACAUGAGUUUGAAACAGCUGGUCCCAGUUAUUCUCUUUUUAUACCUGAAGAAUUUAUCCUCAGGACAUAGCUGUGGUAUAAUUAUUCCCGAAUCCCCAUCUGUGGAGCUGAACACAGAGUUCACAGCAACCUGCAUUUUAUUUGACCAUUGCAAGUUGCAAUUCAAAACAAGUUUUGCAAAAGAUAUAUUCUGGAAAUUCAAACAGCAUCGUGUUCCAAGGGAGCAGUAUAGAAGAAUAAAUGACUCCGCAGUCAGCGUUACAGUUAACUAUACAAGUGAACUGGAAAAUCCAUUGACAUGUAAUGUUUUGUUGUAUUCUCAAUUAGAGCAAAACAUCUAUGGUAUUUUCAUUAAAAGUGGCUUUUCUCCAGAGAAACCAAGCAAUUUGACAUGCAUUUUAUAUCAGGAUAACAUGGAACUCUCUGACAGUAUUUCAUGCUCUUGGACUUCAGGAAGACCUACACUCAUGCCAACAGUGUAUACACUUAAAGCAGAAACGUCUUUUAAUGCCUUUCGAAACCAAACAAACAGUAAUAGUUGUGAAUUGAAGAUGGUAACUGUUCCUAUUUUUGUUAACAUGGUAUUUUCGGUGGAAGCAAGCAAUGUCCUUGGGAUAGCUGUGUCGGAUGUACUGGUGUCUGAUCCUGUUUAUUUAGUGAAACCAAGUCCACCAGUAAUUAAAAAAUUUAUUGCAGAAAAUGACUUUCCUAACUAUUUGAUGGUCCAGUGGGAGCACCCUUUACCUUCUUAUAUUAUGCUUUUUAAAUAUAACAUUCGUUAUAGGCCAAAGGAUACUGAUGUUUGGACUGAGAUUCCAGAGAAUGACACAAGCAGCUACAUUCAGACAUUCAGCCUUCAGGAUCUUUCUGCUGAUACAAAAUAUGGUGUUUCAGUACGUUGCAUGAAUUCAGAAGGCAAAGGAUACUGGAGUGACUGGAGUAAAGAAGCCUUUCAAAUUACACCUGAAGCAAAACCAUCUAAGAAACUGGAUAUUUGGAGAGUGAUUGGGCCUGCUGAUGCUUCAGGAAAAAGAAUAAUAGAGGCAGUAUGGAAGACUCUACCUCACUUUUCAGCAAAUGGUGUAAUCAAAGUAUAUAAUGUUCAGGUUGAAUCUCUGAAGACCAAGGACUUUUUCAGUUAUAAUGUUACAAACACAACUGAAAGAUUGCAUUUGUCAGAGAAAGAACCCUAUCGUAUAACUAUUGUUGCCUAUAAUUCUAAAGGAAAAUCUCCUGAUGCAAGAAUUGUUAUUCCAGAGAGUAAUAAUAACACAGAAUCUUCUCCUGUGGAAAGCAUAGUACCCAAUUCUCUUGAUGGACAGAUGCAUGUCAAAUGGAAGGCCAAUACUGCUCGAGUAACUUACUUUGUUGUGGAUUGGUGUGUUGUCUCUGAAAAGGGAUGUUCCUUGGUAUCUUGGCAGUAUGAAAAUAAAUCUUCACUACAAACUAUCCUGAAAGGAGAUUUCAAACCAGGAAUUCGUUACAGAAUUUCAGUGUGCCCAGUUUAUAAGGACAUUUCCAAACCAUGCUUCGCAGAGGAACAGUAUUUUCAAGAAAAUUGUCCUAAAGUUGGUCCUUCAAUUAUUAAAAGUAAAAGGGAAAAGAACAGUGUGGAACUGGAAUGGGAAUUGAUUUCUGUGGAUAAAUUGAAUGGAUUCAUAAAAAACUAUACUGUUUUUUACAAAGCUGCUGAAGAAAAUGAAAACUCAAUUACUGUUGAACCUCAAGACCGGAAAGUCACUUUAAAUUCGUUGUCAAGUAAUACUAUGUAUAUUGUCCAUGUAAUGGCAUCAACUUCUGCGGGGGGAACAAACGGCUCACAAUUUACAUUUACAACACUGAAAUAUGCUCCAGGGGAAAUUGAAGCAAUAGUUGUGCCUGUGUGCUUAUGCUUUAUUUUCAUUGUUGUCAUUGGAAUGCUCUUCUGUUUUAACAAGCGUGAAAUGAUUAAGAAACACGUUUGGCCACAAGUACCUGAUCCCUGGAAUAGCACAAUUGCAAACUGGCUACCAAACAGUCCAUCUCAGAGUAAUGUCAGUCCUAAGGAACCAGUCUGUCCAGAGGGUAGCAUUACAAACUUCAGUGUAAUUGAAAUAGGAUUAUGUGACAGUAAGUCAUUUACUGAUGAGUAUAACAAAGAUUCAUUGAAGAAAGGCAAAUAUACAUCUGAUGAGCACAGCAGUGGAAUUGGAGGAUCAUCUUGCAUGUCAUCACCUCGACAGAGUGUUUCUGACAGUGACGAAGGGGAUUCAGCACAAACAACAUCAAGUACAGUGCAGUAUUCCACUGUUGUACCAAGCAAUUAUAGGGGCCAGGGACAUUUACCCUCUUCUACAGUUUUCUCAAGAUCAGAGUCUACACAACCCUUGCUUGACUCAGAGGAAAGGCCAGAAGACCAACAUUCCUAUGGAAAUAUCAAUACAGAGAAUGGAGAGCAUCUGCCACAAAGUAUUGAUCAAGAUACCAGAAAACAGAAGGGAUCUUAUUUUAAAAGACCUAAACCAAUCAACGAAGACAGUCUACUUAAGCUGCAUCAAAUAGAGAUUGCAGGUCAAAGUUCUGAUUCAUUUAAGUUUUGUUCCACUGAGGACGGAGGUCUACCAAGCUCAAAUGAUAGUGACGCUUUGCAUGUAGACAGUAGUACAAGCCCUGGCAUGCACAUGGACUUAGAGAGCAGUGAAAAGAUGAGUUACAUGCCACAGCUCAGUGGAUACAGACCACAGUGACAGUCUGUGUCAGUCUCCUAGUCUGUUUCUCAUGUCAUACAUGACAUAAUCUGGUUUUAGAUCUGUGUUUAAUGUUUGCUUUUGCUUAUGCAGUAGCAAAACAUCGUUACUGUGAAGUGUUGGUCAGGUUAGUUUUGCUCAUUCAUAUAUUUAUUUUAGUUGAAACUGAAGAAAAGACAUACCAGUCAUUUAUAAAUAUACUAAAUAAUAUAUACCGUAAUCAUGUUGCAUUAUUUUAACAUGACAAAGCCUAUAUUAGUUGUUGUCAUUAAUAUAACAAACUAAGCAUUUUUUUUUUGAUUAUGAGAAAACAUUGCUACAUUUCAAGUUUGAUAACAUUAGUGUUGAAGUAAAAAAAAAAUAACCAGACAUAAAAAAUGUCACUUUCUCAGUUCUAACAAAUGCUUUUAUUAGUUUCUUUUUAAGCUCUGAAAAUGUAAUGUAAUUUUUUGCUUGGUCAAACAUUACAGUUUUUAAAAGGAAAAUAUUUUUCAUGUGUUUUGUAUUACUGUGAUAAGAUUGUUUCCAAAUUAUUUUCUUAAUGUUAAUCAGAAAUGAAAUAUAAUCAGGAACACAAUUUGUCUGAACCAGUGUCAAGUGAACUGUGAAAAUAUAAAUAAUUAUUUUGUUUUUAUAAUACUUCACCACAAAAUAAAAAAGCAUUCUAUUGGUGUACUAUACUAGACAAGUUAAUAUACCAUAUGAACUAUUAAACACAUGUUCA